AAGACUGCAAUACAGCAGCAGUGGACUUGAGGCUACACUAGGGGCGGAGUUUGACCUCUCAAGUCUCAAAACAUCACUAAUCCGCGUCGGACAUUCUGGCACAGGCCAUCACCAGCCCCACUUGUACAAGAAAGGGACACAUUUUCACCGGAGAAAAAACAAAACAAAAACACUGUCCGGACCGGGUCUGUGUGGCAUCAAACACAGACUCGGGCUGCCGCCUGUGUGCGCGUCGGAGGGAUUGGUAAUGCUGCACUAUGACAGAUAGUGCGUUACAUGCGUCUGGACAUAUCUGCAGUCAUUUCUAGCCAGUUUUAUUCGCAGGAUUCGGCGAGAAGUCGUGGGAUUUGCGCGUUGACAGCUGGACCGCCCUGCGCCUUCAUUGGAGGCGAGCAGCCAAGGAACCGCUUCCCUUUAAGAUUUUAUCGAGUUGCCAUUCAAUGUCCAGUAGCACAUGGCUGAAACUGCCCUGUGGCUGAUCCUGACAAUGCUUUCAACAAACCGCUCUGGAGGUGCAUGGGGAUGAAAUGGAUGGAGCCCAUGGCCAGACCAACGCACCAGCUCCCACCUCCCAGCAUGUCCAACUGCAGCAAGUCUCCUCCAAACUCUGGAGAAGUUGCAGGCUCUAACUCCAUGGCAUGGGUGAAGAUGUUCAAAAAACCUGGAGGAGGCCUGAAGAAGUCCUACCAGCCUGGGAGCAUGCUGUCUCUCGCGCUCACCAAAGGCCUGCUGAAUGAGCCGGGGCAGAAUAGCUGUUUUCUAAACAGUGCUGUUCAGGUGCUUUGGCAGCUGGACAUCUUCAGGAGAAGUUUGAGGCAGCUCUCAGGUCACUUUUGUCUCGGUGAUGCCUGCAUUUUCUGUGCUUUAAAGAGUAUAUUCAGCCAGUUUCAGCAGAGUAGAGAGCGUGUGCUCCCCUCUGACAGCCUGCGUAACGCCCUAGCUGAAACUUUUAAGGAUGAGCAACGCUUUCAACUUGGCCUGAUGGAUGAUGCUGCAGAGUGCUUUGAGAACAUCCUCGAGCGAAUUCAUUUGCACAUAGUUUCAGACACUGCAACUGAUGCUUGUUCAUCCAAAUCCUGCAUCACCCAUCAGAAGUUUGCAAUGAUGCUUUAUGAGCAGUUUGUGUGUCGCUGUUGUGGUGCAUCUUCAGACCCACACCCGUUCACAGAAUUUGUUCAUUAUGUCUCAACCACUGCGUUAUGCCAACAGGUUGAUCGCAUGUUGGGGAAGAACGAGCGGCUCAGGUCAGACAUGUUUGGAGAAUUGCUGCAGGCAGCAAACAACACAGGUGACCUCCGAAGCUGCCCGAGUGACUGUGGCCAGAGUAUCAAGAUCCGCCGUGUGCUCAUGAACUGUCCAGAGAUUGUGACUAUAGGAUUUGUGUGGGAUGCUGAGCAGUCUGAUCUUACGGAUGAUGUCAUUCGUUCACUUGGCCCGCGUUUGAACUUGUGUGGGCUUUUCAACCGUGUCACUGAUGAAAAUGCCAAACGGAGCGAGCUACAUCUGGUGGGGAUGAUCUGUUUUUCGAGUAAACACUACUCAGCUUUUGCCUAUCACACCAAAUCUUCAAAAUGGAUGUUUUUUGAUGAUGCUACUGUGAAGGAGAUUGGAUCCAAAUGGAAAGAUGUCGCCUCUAAAUGUAUCAGGGGACAUUUCCAGCCACUUCUUUUAUUUUACACUAAUCCUGAGGGAAGUCCAGUGUCUAAUGAAGAUGCACCAAGACAAACCACGAUGUGUCCCCGGUACAAAGCCCAAGUAAAUGGUGACAUGACAACAAAACAUCCCCUUGGCAGUCCUAACAAAUUCCAGGAACCUUUCAUGGAGAAUUUGCAGAGGCCAGGUGAAACGUCAAAAAAGGACAGAGGGCAUCGGAGAACUGACCCAUCACAACACAAAGAGAUGGCUCAUGCAAGAUCAUCACCUCCUCCAGAGAAUGGACUGAGGCCUCCUGCGGACCAAAAAUUAAAAAGCUAUCAACGCACUGAGAAGUCAUCAAACCAUUCAAGCAGAGGAUCUCAGGAGCCACGUGGACAGUCCUUGGUCACACAUGGUGGUGGGCAUGGUCAGAAAAACAACACCUCCCCAAGUCGCUAUGAUCAAGAUAGCUGUCAGGAACAAUGGGAAAAAGGUGGAAGUGGAGGAAGCCGCAAUAAAUCUAAGUCCACGUGGAGACCCAUCCGGGAGGUGUUGAAUGUGGACACUGUGCUGAACGAACUGGAGCAGCGCCGGCAACAGCAGCAUGACAGUCCGCGGCGCAGCAAGCCUUCCUCACAGGAAAGGGUGCACGCUGAACCAAGUCGAGACCAUGAGAGGGAAUAUGUACGAACCAGAGACGAUCGAAAGCAGAAGUGUUUAAUGACGAUUUAUGAGGAUGAGCAGAGGCUUGAGACUGAGAGCCACAGCUCUGUAGAGUCAGAGAGCAGGGCCAACCAACAGAGGGGCAGCAGGCUUAAAGGUGGCCCCAAGACGCUGCUGCGUAGUGACACCUGGACCAUUCAGAGGACAGAGUCUGGCUAUGAGAGUAGCGAUAGACUCAGCAGUGGCUCCACCAAUCCUGACUCACCUGGGGUUGAUGGCUUUGCUGUUAAAGACCAGAGAUCAACACCAGAGGCACCGUUGCAAAGCCAGCUGCAUCAAAAGGGAGGAGAUGCAAAAUCAAGUAUAAUGUCCUCACCUUCAUACAACGGUAAACAUCAACCCAAACCUCAGGGAAAGAACCAUGACCAAGUUUCACAUUCGCAUCUAAAGUGCAGUCCAAGUUCGAGACGGAAAUCAAAGUACAGUUGUUGCACCUCCAGGAAAGCAGUGUCUUCAGACAGGGACUCUGCUGGUUCCGAUAACAGGCAGAGUGAUCAGCAGGAGCUGACAAACUGUAGAGAAAGUACAGCCCUGAGGCAUAUCACAAAAACCAGCAGCUCAGAAUGGAACAGCUCUGAUGAUCUUGCUCUCUCGGAGCCCGAGGAAAGAGAAAGCACUUACCGCUCCAGCAACAGCGAGGCCGUUGCCUCUGAUUCCCAGCGUCCUCAUAUUACCCCGCCAUACCACCCUCCCAGCAAUGUGACUGCAGAACCUCUUCAAGUGAACAAUCAGCGUCAGCUCGGCACGACAGGGUCACCUCACCUUCGAUCCACCCAGCGGAUCUCUCCUCACCAAGGCGAAACAAGCCAUGCCGUGUUUCGUCCGAGGAUGCUUCAAGAACCCUUUCCAUCAUCUCCUCGCCUUUCAUCCACAUCCUACGUUAGUCCUCACAGGAAGCCUGACAUGUCAGGCCUCCGAACCUUCUCAGAUGCAAGCUCCAAGUCUGGCUCUGACCCAGAGAGGAGUACCCCAUCGUCAUGUGAAAGCGAGGAAAGACUGACUGGAUGCAGAGUGGAGCAGGCGGUGCCAGCUCAAGAGGUUUCUCUAACAACAUACUUCAAUGUGGAUAACUGUAUGACAGAAACAUACCGUCUCAAGUACCACAACCAGAGGCCUCUUGUCCUCUCUGCCACGGUGCCACGGACAGUGGUUGCAACUGAGCGAAGAGAUACCAGCCACACACUCCCCGCUGACACACACUCACAAGAUGUGCCAAAAGCCAGACCUGAAACAAGCCAUAAUAGCAAUAAACCCACUGCAAAAUGGAACCCAGUGUCAGCCAAAGGACUGGAUGAUCAUGGUUUUUUAUGAGUGUUACUUGGUAAGUUUUGUUUACAAGGAUGGACAGUGGUCAGUGGAGUACUAACUGGAUGCCAAAGAGUUUAGAGAAUGGAAAGAUGUUCAGAAGCCCGCCAUCUCCGAAUAGAGCGGAAUGUAUUUAUGCAAGGUUGUCACAUAAGUUAAACCUAUUUCUAAAUGCUGUCAUGUAUUGUGUGACAGAUAAUCAGCUAUUACAUAUACUGUCUUCCAUUGUCCUGCAGCAUUGCUGCAAGAAGAUUUAGUUUUAACCAAAAUCUGGACUGUUCUCAGUUUGCACAAAGAGUUUUUUGAGUCUUUUAAUCACCUUAUGUCAAGUUAAAAAUGUUUAUUUUUUUAUUUGUACAGUAGUUCUGCAGAAGUGAUGCAGAGUUGAAGAUAUAUACCGAUACAUGUAAAGUCAGACAUGAGAGAUAAUGGUGAGCCACCAUUAGAUUGAUUGUACUGUGGUUUGCACAGUAAUUAUACAAAGAUGACAGAAGGAAGUGUGAUAACAAAUCACAGCAUGAUAACAUGAAAGGAUAUGUGAAAGAUACUUUAUCAUAAUAUGAUGUCAUUCUAUAAAAAAAUAAAAUAAAACCUUCCGCGGCAGGUUAAAGGUAGUUCAUUUAAUCACACCAAAGGAGAGUGAAGUAAUAAUAUUGGAAAAGUUUUUUCUGGGCAGCUUACUGAUUUUAUGCACAUUGAGGGCUUUGGGUCACCAGGGAACAGAUGUUGCAACAUUCACUCAUAUUCGGUUACUGAUUAUUUGUUAUCAUUUAUCAGUUCUUUUACAACAUUUAUCUGUUAAUGAAUGACUGCAGGCUGCCCCGUGACAGCCAGCCUCCCAUUGGCUGUGAAAAUCUGCCGAGAAAGAUAAAUAAAUCAUUGCUUCAAAUGAUUUGUUCAUUUUGCUGGAACAUUAUAGGCACAUUUCAUGCCAUCAUUCAUAAAAAUGUAGAGAUCUUUGAGAGAAACAGACUGUGUUCAGUUUCUGUCAGUUACAAAGCCUAUCAUUUGUAGACUAUGACGUUCUGUAGCUGGGGCAGCCCUAAGGUUAUUCAGCAGGUCACUAUAUGCGAUCAUGUAAACUUGUGUAUUCUACCUUCGAUUGUGCUGGUUCUUGUAAUCCUUUUUUGUAAUUCACAGUGAUGUCAAAUUGUAUUUUUUCAGUCUUCCUCUUCAAGUAGAAAGAUUUAAACAGGUCUGUAUUUGCAGGUAUUUUCAUAAAGAUGCCAAUAUACUUAAUAUGCCUCUCUGAUAUUAUUAUUGACCAUACAACACAAAAACACAAGUAUUCUUGUUAAUAAGAUUAAUGUUCUGAAACCUGCAUGUGGCCUUUACAAAGUCUUACUAGCUGUGUGUACAGCAUAAGCAUGAGCAUGAAAAUAUUGGACUGUGAGUCCAACAGACAUAAAUUCUAUUGGAUUUUACUGAAUUGUAAUAAAAUACAUUAAUUAAACAGCAUUUUGUAACAACAGUUGAUUUGGAAACUUUUUAACACUUGAAUGAUGUUCUAUUCUCUUGCUCAUGCCAGAACACGUACUUUUGUUUCUGCAUCCAUUGUAAAUAUAAACGGAUGAUGCAAACAAUAUGCUGGAAUUUGCCUGUCCAACACAUACUAUGCAUUCACUAAAAGUUACUUUAAGAUUACUUUAACAGCAGAUUUUGGUGUUUUUUAAAGCUUUGUAUUCUGUGCAUCAGACAUUCCUGAGAACACAUAAAAAUCAGUGUUACUCAAUUUUCAAAUAUUAAUAUCAAUUUUAUUUUCUGGACAUUAAAUCGCCAAGUCUUUUCCUAAACAUCCUGCCAUUUAUACAUUAUACAUUCAUGUGUGUUUUCACUUGCUUUGCAUUUUUUUUGUCAAGGUAUUGCUCUACUAUUGUCACUGCACAUACUGGCUCACAUUUGCUGUUUGUGUGUGUUGUGUUUGAGUUGUCUGACAUCAGAGAUUUAUGUGUGUGUGUGUGUGUGUGUGUGUGUGUGUGUGUGCGUGUGUGUGUGUGUGCGUGUGUGUGUGUGUGUGUGUGUGUGUGUGUGUGUAUGUGUGUGUGAGUGUGGGUGUAAUCACACCUAAACAUGUAACCUAAGCAUCUACUUGCAUUUUUCACGGUUUAUUUAUUGACACUGUUAAAAUUCAAGAAAAAGGAAGCAUCUUCUAAUAAUGUUUCAUUAUUUUCACUUUCAUUCAUUAUACAACUCAUGCCUUUACAAGCUGAUUGUGCUGUAGUUAUUAUAACUCUAUUUUUUUACUGUUAUUUUAAGAUAUCUAAUAUACUAAGUAGAUAAAGAAAUCAAAACUACUAAAUCAUUGGAUUGGCUGAAGCUGAACUGAGUAUAUUAACCAGGUUAUCUCAAUGUUGUCUCACCUGCAAAGUGUUUUUGUGGUUUGUUAUGUGACUAAUGGUUCUAUAUUUUAUCUACAGUAUUUUUCCUGUUAAAAUGAUUUCCUGUAUCUGUAAGAAAAAAAUAGGAACUUUUAUUUUACGUUCUGAUCUGUGUGUCUUCAGUUGUAUCAAGAGUGCCUUGACAUUUUCAGUGUGAAGAGUGUGUGUUCGUGUGUGUGUGCGUGUGUGUGUGUGCGUGUGUGUGCAUGUGUGUGCGUGUGUGUGAGAGUGAAACCACACUUAUGGAAUGAAGGAGAUGAAUGAAUGGGAUGGAGGAGGUCAUGCAAAACUUUUGAAUAUGCAAUGCUAAUAGUGAUAAUAGUGACAUAUCUGCUGACACUCCUUUGUGUGCACCCUUGUACUGUGUUUGUGUGUGUGGGGGUGGGGUUUGGGGGGGGGGGGGGGGGGGGUUGGGUGGAUUUGGUGCCAGGUCUAAUCUUCCUAAAAGCCCUUUCAGACUUGGAAGCUACAGCCUCAGCGGCAAGCAGCAAACUCAGCGGUUCACUUUUCAUCUAGCUGCAAUUGGCAAGUUUGACAUGUUCAAAUGUCAUCAGCAAAAAGUGGGGCAGUCAGUGCUUGUAAGUGGCAAGUACAUCCCACCUCCUGGGUGGCGAAGCUGGGUGCUUCCAAGUUUGAACGAGCCUUAAUGUACAAAAACAAGAUUUUUUUUUCCAGUGCUUGUCCUGGGUUAUUAUAUGUAUAUGUGCAUCUGUGUGCUUGGAAAAGGAAGCUGAUAAUUGCACCAAUGAUCCAUAGCUUUCAUUUGAAGGCUUUAUAUACUAUAGAGGCCCAUUUGAUGAAAGGUCUUUUUGUCCUGUGUCACAUAACGUCACAGCUGGUAUUGCAUCAAUCCGAAUCUUUUAUCUUGUGCUACAUAUACGGGGUCAGAACCUGAUUACACUGUACUGCAUCAACACUCGAGAACAAGAAAUAACUUUCCACUUUAUGUCACUGAUUUUAUCUGAUAUGGCCUGAUGUGAAAGCCUCACUGAAUCCUAUUGUCAUACCUCUGUGUGUGGUUAGGACUCAGCUUGACAUUACUGCUGAAUUGAGUUGUCGGUGCUUCAGUGAUAGACUUCAUGACUUGCGUAAGUAUAGACCAAUUUAAAGAAACAUGUCAAAUCUGUCUACACUUUAUAUUUUUGUAGAUAAUAUAUAUUUAUUUUUAUUCAUUGUUGAAUAAAGUUUAAAUUAUUGUA
Messenger RNA from Seriola aureovittata, 7240 nucleotides. RefSeq names its product ubiquitin specific peptidase 53b (gene usp53b). Gene Ontology annotation, biological process: protein deubiquitination; response to auditory stimulus; sensory perception of sound. NCBI's taxonomy places the organism in Eukaryota, Metazoa, Chordata, Actinopteri, Carangiformes, Carangidae. The coding region runs from base 517 to 3669 and encodes 1050 amino acids. The transcript has 17 exons. Gene Ontology annotation, cellular component: cell-cell junction. Gene Ontology annotation, molecular function: cysteine-type deubiquitinase activity. The record is from RefSeq and is a predicted model, not a curated record.